Molecule: messenger RNA, 584 nt
Organism: Aspergillus aculeatinus CBS 121060
Lineage: Eukaryota; Fungi; Ascomycota; Eurotiomycetes; Eurotiales; Aspergillaceae
Exons: 1
Coding region: 224-526 (100 amino acids)
Source: RefSeq, a predicted model, not a curated record
UGAUGCUGCUAAGAUGCCUCAGAGUCUCAGAGAGAAGGUGUACGCGAGAAGGGAACAAGAAGAAGAAGAAGGAGAAUGAAAGGAGGGAAUUGGAAGUCACCGAAGGUGUCCGCGAACAUACUUUUGCUGGGGUUACAGAGAAGAAAUAAUGGCCGGAGCAUUUGGCGAUCGAUGUUAGUUGCUGGAGGGGCCCGCCCGGCCCCCACUUGCGGGCGUUCCAUCGAUGGCCGAGCUUCUGCUCUGCUGCCUGUCAUGUUACUCAGUACUAAGUAGUGCCUUCCAACUUUCCCAUUCCCAUUCCCAUCAUGUUUUCUGUUCUUUUUUUUUUUUUUUUCUCUUAUGUGCUGCUUAUUCGUUCGUCCUGCUCAUCCAUCAAUCAAUUACUCGUCCGGAAAGUCAAUCCGUCAUAACCAAGUGUCUCGGUCACGGUCAUUGUUUCCCCUCCCGUGUGGCCCUUGGCUCCAGAAGGUAUCUAGACUCCCGUCGAUUUGCUACCCCGCCCCAAAGCGAGCUGGUUGCCCCUUAGCCGUGGUUUAGUGUGCUUGGAGCUGUACGGAGAAGAAAACAAAAAGUACCGGGCCAUC